AUGCCAGCCCCUAGCAUGGACUGUGAUGUUUCCACUCUGGUCGCCUGUGUGGUGGAUGUCGAGGUCUUUACCAAUCAGGAGGUUAAGGAAAAAUUUGAGGGACUGUUCCGGACUUACGAUGAAUGUGUGACGUUCCAGCUGUUUAAAAGUUUCCGACGUGUCCGAAUAAAUUUCAGCCACCCCAAAUCUGCAGCCCGCGCACGGAUAGAGCUUCAUGAGACCCAGUUCCGAGGGAAGAAACUAAAACUCUAUUUUGCACAGGUCCAGACACCUGAGACAGAUGGAGACAAACUGCAUUUGGCACCCCCACAGCCUGCCAAACAGUUCCUCAUCUCGCCUCCUUCAUCUCCUCCUGUUGGCUGGAAGCCCAUCAGUGAUGCCACACCAGUCCUCAACUAUGACCUCCUUUAUGCCGUGGCCAAACUAGGACCAGGAGAGAAGUAUGAACUGCAUGCGGGGACUGAGUCCACACCAAGUGUCGUCGUGCACGUGUGUGACAGCGACAUGGAGGAAGAAGAGGAUCCAAAGACUUCCCCAAAGCCAAAAAUCAUCCAGACCCGGCGCCCCGGCCUGCCACCCUCUAUGUCCAACUGAGCGUGACCAGGAUAAUAUGCAUCUCCUCUUAUUAUGCUUCCCCCCUUGUGGUUUGUCCAAAACAUUAAUUGCCUUUAAGUCCCUGGGUGUUUGGUUGUUUGCAAUCUCUUCCUUGUAAUUAAGCCUCUUGGACAAAAGGGCUAGGAAAAGGUGACAUGUCUCCCAAUCAACUCAUACCCAUUAACUAUAAUCCAUUAUUUAGAAAGUUCUAGAGAAAAAAGGUAGUAUUUUCUUAUUAAACAAUCAGGACAGGCUAUAUCUCUGUUCUCUCAUGUUGA
Molecule: messenger RNA, 872 nt
Organism: Cricetulus griseus (Chinese hamster)
Lineage: Eukaryota; Metazoa; Chordata; Mammalia; Rodentia; Cricetidae
Source: RefSeq, a predicted model, not a curated record